Messenger RNA from Closterium sp. NIES-67, 3416 nucleotides. The record is from the annotation of a GenBank genome assembly. NCBI's taxonomy places the organism in Eukaryota, Viridiplantae, Streptophyta, Zygnematophyceae, Desmidiales, Closteriaceae.
CCGCCACCCACAACGGACUACUCGUGACUUGGGGUGACGAGGAGAGAAAUGCGGACUUGGGGACGAGAAGGAACUAGGAAGCGGGUAUUGCGUGAGCGUGAGGUGUACGGAAAGGAGAGAAGAAAGAGAGAAGGUUGAAGGAAAGAGUGAUUGAGUGGAAGAAAGGAAUGGAAUUGAUGAGAAACAGAUUGACUGGAAAUUGCUGCCAUUUCGUAUUGACGAUUAGCAGCUACUUUGAGAUCACUUUUGGAGGCAAGGCCCUUGAGGCUAUUUGCACAAGUAUUUCCACAUAUUUUUUCGCUGCGCCGGAGACGAUAGUCGCCUAGAACUGGUAUCAGAGCUAGCGUCGGAGUGCUGGCGAAAUUUCUAUGCGACUCUAUUUAGUGCGCCAAGUGAAGCCGGGUGUAAGGGCGUUGUAGCAUUCUAAAGAGUAGGACGAAGCCUCAAGAAUGACAGGCGAUAUUGGAGAGGCUAGUUCGGGCUCCUCUGUGAGCAUUGGAGACCCCCAGGUUAAGGCUCUUUUAGAAUUGCUAGCGCAUGGGUCGUUGGUAGCGAAACCAACGAUAGGGCUCAGUGAAGCCCAGCGUUUUAAUGGCAGUAACUAUAGUACGUGGCGCUUGAAGUUCAUAAGGAGAGCGAAGGAGGUAGGAUUAUGACAAUUCUACCGUCGAGGUGAGAAGGCCGAAGGAGUAGCAACUACAAGCAACCAAGAGGAGGAUUCGGGAUAUCAGAAAAGGAGUGAGCAAGCAUACUUUCAGUUGUGCCAUUCUUUUUCUGAUGGAAUUGCUGUGGGCCUGGAUAAGUUUUCAGGCGAGAAAAAUCCGGCUCAAGUGGCAUGGGCAUACAUGGAGUCAGCCUACCUCGGCCAAAUGGAGAUGAACAUCGCUGCGGUGAGGAGGAAGCUGCUUUUGCUGAGUAUGGAGCCGAAAGAAGCCGUCAUCGAGUACAUCAAUCGAGCCAAGAGCUACAACGACGAUUUGGCCGCAAUGGGAGCUGAGGAGAACGAAAAGGCAAUGAUGGGUUACAUUGUCAACGGGCUCUCGAAGGAGUGGGCAUCAGAUCGACCUGCGUUGAUUUGCAAUCCACCUGCAAAUAUGACGAAGCUUCUGGAGAUGCUGCAAGCCUUGGCGAUAUCCAAGGAGGAUGUGACACGACGGGAGAAAGCGGCCCAAGGAGAAAAUGGGGCUGAGGGUGUGGAGCAGGAGAAGCCUGCAAUGGUGAAUGCAGUCGCUGCAGGGAGAGGCAUGGGUGCAUGCUUCCACUGCGGCAAGAUGGGGCAUAAGGCAUUUGACUGCUAUGAUAACCCGAGGAGCCGCAACUACAAGGGGAAAGGUGCUCCUGGUAUGGGAUGGAAUGGAGUGCAGCAGAGUGGGGAAGGGGGUAGCAGAGGAGAUAGUAGGCAGCAGAGGGGAAAGUUCUUUGGAGCUUGCCACCACUGCAAGAAGAUAGGGCAUAGAGCUAUCGAUUGCUACUCGAACCCCAACAGCCGGAGUUACAGGGGAACACAGCAGCAAGGUUCGGCACCGGCAAAGGCACAUGCAGCUGAAGCAGAAAAGAGGGAAGCUGAUGUUAUUUUGGGUGGUGCACAUAAGGCGAAUGUUCCCCUGUAACUUCGCGUGCAUCAGGGGUGUGCCUGAUGGCAAAAGGGGGUGGAGAAGCUGCAUGGUAUAUGGACAGUGGGUGCACACAGCAUAUGACCAAUCACAGUGAGUGGCUGAAUGCUUUGAGGGCAUCAAGUGUGCCGUAUGUGCUUGUGGGAGAUGAUCGGAAAUUGCUUGUGAAGGGAGAGGGAGAUCUGAUUUUGCAAGGGCAGUAUGGGGAGUUGAAACUGGAGAAUGUGCUGCUGGUUGAUGGUCUGUCACUGAAUUUGAUCAGUCAGUCACAGCUUGACAACACUGGAUGCAAGACAUUCAGUAACAAGGGCAGCGUGUGGAUGUUUGACCAUGCGUGGAAUGUGGUUGCUAAGGGCAUGCUGAAGAAUGGGUUGUAUGAAAUGCUGUUGAAUGAGAAGGGCAUGACAGCUGAGAAGGUUACCUACCAGCAGCCGACGGAGGAAGGGGUGCUGGCAAGGGAGGAGCUGCGGGCGAGCUUGAAAAGUGUACCUGUAGAGGAGCUGCGGAAGGAAUUGGUAUCGAUGGUGGCAGCAGCGGCUAAGGUAGACAUGGAGACCCUGCAUAGGAGGUUGGGACAUGCAGGGAUGGAGCGGAUUAAGGAGUUAGUGCAGAAAGAAAUGACAGUUGGAGUGGAACUGAAGGAUGGGGAUGGGAGCAAGGGGAAGUGUGACAAGUGUGUGGAGGGCAAAAUCACCAAAUCCCCCCAUCCCAAGCAUCAGGUGCAGGAGCCAUAUGGAGCGCUGGAGAUAGUAGCAGCUGAUGUGUGUGGGCCGCUGAGGGUGGCAUCCAGGCACGGGAGCAAAUACUUUGUCACCUUUACAGACUUAGGGACUAGGCACACAUGGGUGACUGAGCUUAAGGAUAAGACGGAGGUCUUCUCUAGUUUUCUGGACUGGAUGGUGGAAGCAGAAAGGCAGAGUGGGAAGCAGCUGAAGGUGCUGAGAACUGACAAUGGUGGGGAGUUUGUCAAUGAGGAGUUCAACAGCUACUUGCGCUCCAAGGGGAUUCUGAGGCAAUGGACAGUGCCUUACACUCCACAGCACAACAGUAUAGCGGAGAGGGUGAAUAGGUCACUGCUGGACUGUGUAAGGACAUUGCUAGCGGACAGCGGAUUACCACUGAAGUUCUGGGGAGAUGCCUUGGGGAUGGCUUGUUGGGUUAAGAACAGGCUACCUACCAAGGGCUUGGCAGCAGAUAUGACCCCACAUGAAGCAUUCUAUGGGAGGAAGCCGAAUAUGGGGUUGGCUCGCGUAUGGGGCUGCAUGGUGCAGUACAGGGAGCCAGCUGGACCAACCCAUAAGCUACUACCUAGAAGUAAGUGGGGGCUUAACCUUGGGAUGUGCAUGGUGAGCAAAGGAUGGGUGAUCAAGGAUGUGGAGAUAGGGAAGGUGGUGGUGACCAGAGAUGUGAUAUUCUAUGAGAAUGUCACCUACUUGAAGUGGAAAGGGGUGAGUUCGGAGAUUGCAACGGCAGGGGAAGCAGCUAACCUAGAGAAGGUGGAAGGGCUGCUGGAGGAGACAUCGAUUGAAGGGAUUGGAGAUGAAGUAGAGGAGAUUGCAGAAGAAGAAGCACAUACUUGGGUGUGGGAGCUUCGAGAGAAAAUGGCUGCACAGGGGAGAAAGGAGAUGGAGCAGCAGGAGAUAGAGCCAGAGGAGAAGGAUGCAACGACUGAGGUGGAGAUGGCACCAAGGGAGAGUGAGCAGGGAUCAACUGCACGAGAUGGUCACGAUCCAUGGAAGCUGCUAGAUAGUACAGACAGUCGUGAAGCAGUAGGAGAUUGAGGAACUACUGGAGGGUGGGGCA